UAAUAUCCUUUUCUGUAGAGCGUGAGAACCAAAAUGUCGCGACGCGAAGGGCAGCUUUUUGUUGGGCGACUCAGUAAAAGUACUAGAGUACGUGACCUAGAAGACGUGUUUGAAGCUUACGGUCGCUUGGCAAGAUGUGAAGUUAAAUAUGGUGCUGAGAUGGCAUAUGCCUUUGUUGAUUUUGAAGACCGAAGAGAUGCAGAGGAUGCUAUUAAGUAUGAAAAUGGACGUGAAAUAUCAGGUUCUGGUAUUGUAGUGGAGUGGGCUAAGGGUAAUCGUAGAGGCGGUACUGUUUCCAGAGGGCAGGGCUUUGAUGACUGUUAUAGAUGUCAUCGUUCUGGACACUGGGCUAGAGAUUGUCCUGAUGACCGCAACUAUGGCUUCAGGCGUCAGCAGACUAGCGGAAGAUACAGAUCACCAUCCCCAAGGAGGAAAAGGAGGUCGAGGUCCAGGAGUGACUCCAGAGAUCGGGAUAGGAGGAAGAGGAAAAGGUCAAGGUCACGUUCAAGGAGCAGGAGUCGCAGUCACGACCGUAGAAGAAGGUCUAGGUCACUCAGUGGAAACAGAAAGAGGAGCAGUCGUCGUAGGAGUCAUUCUGGGAGCAGGUCAAAGUCCAAAUCACGCAGUCGCUCAAAAAGCAAGAGUAAAUCUGUCGCCUCCAAAUCUAGGAGUCGUUCUCGCAGUGCAAGUCCAGCAGCAGUUAAUGGAGAAAACAAGAGUGAUCGUUCAGCAUCCCGAUCACCAGCCCGGUCUGAUACAAGCGCAUCUGAAUGAUAUCUUAGAAUGAGACUUUGUCAAAUUCUGCUGUUUUUCAUUUUUCAUCAGGAAUUUAUUAUUUUUUGUGAUCACAUAUCCUCAUCAUUCGAUCAUGUAUGGCAGACUUGACAUUAGAUGUGGACUUUCAUUAUUCCUAACAAUUCUAUAUGUAUUCAAGAAAGCUUCAGAUAGACGUGCUAUUUACCAUCAUGAUACAUUUCUUAAACAUAGUGAACCUUUUUUUUUUGGUUAUUGUCACUAUUUUAUGAGGUGUAAAUUAGAAUUAAAAUUUAUAUUACAAAUGUA
Messenger RNA from Mizuhopecten yessoensis (Yesso scallop), 1062 nucleotides. RefSeq names its product probable splicing factor, arginine/serine-rich 5. NCBI's taxonomy places the organism in Eukaryota, Metazoa, Mollusca, Bivalvia, Pectinida, Pectinidae. Bases 34 to 774 code for a protein of 246 amino acids. Gene Ontology annotation, molecular function: RNA binding; zinc ion binding. The transcript has 6 exons. The record is from RefSeq and is a predicted model, not a curated record.